Molecule: messenger RNA, 3584 nt
Organism: Poecile atricapillus (Black-capped chickadee)
Lineage: Eukaryota; Metazoa; Chordata; Aves; Passeriformes; Paridae
Exons: 5
Coding region: 1-849 (282 amino acids)
Source: RefSeq, a predicted model, not a curated record
AUGGUGCUGCUGGCUGGGGAGCUGCUGCCGCCGGGCAAGGGGGAUCGUCUGCUUUCAGUUCGCUCCUGCUGCCGGAGAUGGCUUCUUCUACCUGAUCCUGCCGCUGCUGCCCCGCUCUCCGCUUGCUGCUGCUCCUCCUCCGGGAGGAGGCGGAGGUGCACGGAGGAAGAUGGGGGGGUCACCUUCCACCCGCCACGGCUGCCUCGUGAGCUUGCAGUUCAGUACGUGCUGAACCACCGCCGUGAGCAAGACAGGGGGACCCCGCACGGAGCCGUUCAGGUCCCGGAGGCGGCGGCUUCCCUGAGCGCCGGCGGAACUGUGGCAGUCCGAGAGCAGCAGCAGCAGCGGCGGCGGCAGCAGCGUGGCGAGCGGCGCCGCCUGCUCCUCACUCACAUCCUCGCCGCUGCUCGCAGUCCGAGCGCGGGGUGCUGCGCGCCGCCGCGUGUGGCUGCGCGCCCCCUCCGCCGCGCCGCGCUCCCCCCGCGCCGCGACGCCCCUCCCCUUCUCCGCGCCGUGCUCCCGGCUCGGCUGCACCCGGGCGGGGCCCCGCGUCACCGCCGAGCGCCCGCGCCCCACUCCCCUCCCCCCGGCCGCCGGCGCGGAGCCCACUUGUUGCGCGGGGUGCGCAUGCCCGGCGCGCUGCCCGCGCCCUCCCCGGCGCGGCCGCAGCUGGAGCGCGGCGGGGCGCGGGCAGCCUGCGCUGCCGGCUAUGUUUGGAAACUUGAACGCCAGAUCGCGCCCUCACCCUCCUCCCCGGCCGUGCUGCCGGCCCCCCGCCGCGGCACCGCGGCCAGGGCGCGCAUGCACAGUUGCCGUCGUGGUGGCGGUGUGAUCCCAGUGACAGAAUGACACAGUUUUUGUAAGCCUGUGACUGCAUCAGAAGCUCUUCCACUUUUGAUUUGUUUAAACCAGCCAUGUUUGCCAAGUGUUUAAGGUUGGGCUGGGAAAGAUAGUGCUGUGAAUUGCUCAAGGGUGUAGGAGAGGCCAGGCAGGGGAAAAAAGACUACUUACUGCUUCUACUUAGUGUAGAAGCAGUAAGCAGAGAUAGAAAAGUCUUCGAAUUAUGUGAGUCUCCUGUAUGCAAAUUGGCUGAAGAAGAUGCGCUAAAGAGGAGUGGAUUUCACACUUAGAAAUUUCACACCUAAACUGUGGACAUUACAGAAGCUUCACAGAAGCAUGGCAGAUGAAAGCUGGUCAAAGUAAAAGUCUUUACUUCCAGCCACAGUGAUUUAGUGAUGGCUGCAGGAUUUCUACAUCAAUAUGUCUUUACUUGACUAAACAAGCAUGUGUUCCCUCUGAUUCAUACUGGAAUGUCAUCUCCUUUCCUAUCCUUUUACUGCCCCACGUUGAUCUUCAUAUGAGGAGCUGAACUGGGCUGUGGUAAAAGGUCAGCCUCUGCUUAAAAAACUCGGGUUGAGAGAGCUGAAGCUUUGCCUUCAUCCCGCAUGUCUGGGAAUGCAGAACUGCAGCAUAUCCUGACUGCAUUUCAGUCCCCGGGUUACACAAAUCCAACACAUGACAAGGCACUCCGUGUGCUUGAACUACCCCUCACCCUGGAUCCUUGCUCCACUGAAUCCUCCUGCAAGAAAGCCCUUUUUUGGUAAACUCACCUCACAGGAACAGACUUCUUAGCUCACAAAAACAGUCUUUAUAGUGGGUGUAAAUAAUAAUAACCUUAGAUAUAAUCUAGCCUCAGAAAACCAUUUACAGGUGCUGUCAACUCCCUUUAUAGUUUGUGAAUAGAAAAAGAGAGAGAUUAGCAUCUGUGACCCGACCAAACUGCCUUUACUCUUACUUGCAGCAUACACAGUUGCGGAAAUAUGUUUGUCUUUCCGUAAUGAUUAAACUUUGAUUUAAACUUUGGUCAUGGGCACGUACUGUACCAUUACGCAAGCGGCACUUAAGGAUGAAGUGUCAGCAUAGCAACAAUAUGGCCAGCAGCAGCAGUGAUCUCUGCAAAGCUGAUUGAUGAAGAGAACUGCAAUGUAAAUGCAAAUAAAUGCCACGCUGUGGCACCUUCACAGGGAACGACUUGUCAGUAUCAAUCUAAUCUGGGUAGGGAAAAAUAGAUUGAACGGUGGCAAUGUAACAAGCUUCACAUCUAUGGCAGCGCUGUCCUUGCGAGGGUAGCAGCAAGCUUUCCUGCUCACCUUCUGCCUUUUUUUCUUUGCCAUGUGAGUGACGGGACAGGAGCAAUCCAGGUCGGUCUUGAUGGAUUUAUACUAAAACAUGUCUGGUGUUUAUCUCUGAAAUAAUCCAGGGAUUAAUAUUACUUUUGAAGGAGGCAAAGAGGAAGCCCAAACAAUGAAUCCAUUCAGGUGUCUAAUCUGGCUAACUGAAAGAAAGAAGCGAGCAAACAAAAAAUAGCAUAAGUACCCCCCAAACAGUAGAAUGUUUAGUGAGAUGAAGGGGAGUGCAAGGAGGAAUGGAGCUGCAGCUGUGAACAAUUGCCACCCAGCUACUGCUUUUUGUGCAGGAACACAAGUCAACACUGUGGAUGUGGUGUUAGGGAUUCUGCAGAGAUUGCCCAAAGUUUAUGACCUGCCAGUAGUCCCAAGGGACAAGGACUAUAAUUUUUACAAUCAGAAGUGAAAUCUACUAAUUCCUCUCUUUCAGUGCUAGGAUAAAUACUGCCAUCCGAUAAUCCCUUUCCCUUUGUUCCUAUUGCCAUCUUUAUUUGAAGGUACACACAUCCACAUAUGGGUCUGUGUAACAGUAAAACGGUAGGUGAAGUAUCAAUUCAUUUAAAUUAAGGAAUCAAAAUGAUCAUACAAAAUACGGCGUGCAGGAGCUGGCCACUACCUUUCUUAGUGCCACCAGCAGGUAUGGAAAGCAGAGGGUGUAACACACCAUGAAGGACAAAGUGACAAAACCCAGGUGGUCUGGCUGCACCACUCCGUGCCACUCCCAGCCAUGAGCUCCCAAAACACGGGGGUUACUGCUGAUCUGGAUGAGAAAGGAGUACUGUGGAUUAUCGAUCAGCAGUCCAGCGUUAAUUAUGCAGAAUAUAGGACAGCCCCAAAGUUUGCAAGCGAUAAUAAUUAGGAGCCUAUGAUCUCAGCAGCUUGGGAAUGAACAGUCUGGUCUGGCUCUAAAUGCUCACAGCCUGGGAAUAUGUUUAACUCUUUCCUGCUUGCUUUACAAAGUUUUGGCACUGAUCACUGCAGCCGGCACAGCAGCUGGCUCUUCUGCAGGCACUCACCUACAGAAAUGGCUCUUCCUUUACUGAUCAAAACAGCAGCCGGAAAAAAAUACAAGAACGAGAAGGGUAGCGCACUCCAGAAAGUGUAAUUUACAUGGAUUUACCUCAGAAUAGCAAAUAAAAUCCGUCACAAUCAAAUGAUUUCAAAACAAUGCAGAGAUUAGCAGUGAACAGAGCACUUGGUGGUAAAGAGAGUGUGUUCAACAAAUCAAAACACAAACACUUCAGGAAGAAGUUGCAUAAUUUUGUCAAAUUAAAAGUUAAACAACAUUGUCUUCUACUAGAAGCUGCCAGGAAGUGUCAAAACACUCAGUUACAAAGAAUAGGAGUAGUUACAUGUUUCUGUUUAUCGUUUCAGUUCUCAUCUCAUUAUAAUUCUGGU